AAAAAAAAUCAUGUUUCUAAGAUGUGUGGUUUAGCUGAAAUUAAUUAAAAUGCCAAAUGCUCGGUGAAAGUAAUCUGAGCUCGGCAGUUUCCGCUGUUAUCGGCUGCGUGACUUAAAGAAUGUGAACAGAUGCAGGGACAGCUUCAAUGCGGUUAUACUACAUAGCAUGUAAAUAAACAUGUCCUCUGAUACUCACAGUGAAACAAAAAGGGGUAGAAGAUGUGUAGCGGGUGGGUGUUCAAGUACACAUUUAGAUGGAGUGUCCCUGCACUAUUUUCCAUUUAAAAAGGAACCACAUCUUGUACCAAAGUGGACUGCCUUUGUUAGACUUAAGAGGAAAUGGCCUGAGGGCCCUACUAGAUAUUCCAGCCUUUGUGAAUUACAUUUCGAUGACUCUUGUUAUCCAUUUGAGUAUCAAUUCAAAAAAUCACAAGGAAUUCCAGUGAAGCUCAAAUUUCUAAAUCCUGGGUCAGUACCAACAAAACAUCACCCUAGUGUUUUAGGAAAACGUGAUUUGAGCUCUAUUGAGGCGGAUGAGAAAUCCAAUGAGAGAGAGAAAAAAGAAAGGAAACGGAUAAGAGGGGCAUUUGUAAAACGAGAAAAUUUUAGAAUCAUUGCAGAGAAAACAGAAGUACAGAAUAAAUCUAUGCAAGAAGCUGAAGCUAGAAAAUCAUCAGAAGAUUUAAAUUGCACAAUGACUGACAAUGAAAACAAUAAAAGUACAGAAGAAUUAUCAAAAUCAAAAGAAGCCUUCAGUCAGACAAAAAGGUCAUGGAAUAGAAUAGGUAAAUCUAUCCAAACCAAAUCUGAAACAUCUACCAAAGGGACUCAAAUAAACAUGUAUCCUGCCAGAAGAAGUGUUGGUAUACAGUGCAAUAUAAAAGAGAAUGCACAACCUAUGAAUGAUCAAUUCCUAAGGUACGAGGAUGACAUGCCACCAGAAUCCUCCAACCUUGAAAUUUCUUCCGAUUUUGAAUAG
This is a messenger RNA of Saccostrea cuccullata (small rock oyster), 979 nucleotides long. RefSeq lists its product as uncharacterized. Bases 179 to 979 code for a protein of 266 amino acids. NCBI's taxonomy places the organism in Eukaryota, Metazoa, Mollusca, Bivalvia, Ostreida, Ostreidae. Gene Ontology annotation, molecular function: sequence-specific DNA binding. The transcript is spliced from 4 exons. The record is from RefSeq and is a predicted model, not a curated record.